This is a messenger RNA of Physcomitrium patens, 967 nucleotides long. RefSeq names its product small ribosomal subunit protein eS10z. The record is from RefSeq and is a predicted model, not a curated record. Gene Ontology annotation, cellular component: cytosolic small ribosomal subunit. Gene Ontology annotation, molecular function: structural constituent of ribosome; RNA binding. Lineage: Eukaryota; Viridiplantae; Streptophyta; Bryopsida; Funariales; Funariaceae.
CGCUCCUAGCGCCAUGGAACUCCCUUUGGCGAAGUGUGCGAAUCGCCUUGCUUGCUCCCUCGCUUAACAUUUGCGAAACCCAUCGCGUAGAGCGGUGACAGCAGCUUGGCAGCAUGUUGAUUCCCAAGAAGAACCGGGUGGAGGUUUACAAGUAUCUCUUCCAGGAGGGUGUCUUGUACGCUAAAAAGGAUUACAAUGCCCCCAAGCAUCCCGAGAUCGAUGUGCCGAACCUGCAGGUCAUCAAGCUCAUGCAGAGCUUCAAAUCCAAAGAGUAUGUGAAGGAGAACUUCGCGUGGAGGCACUACUACUGGUACUUGACGAAUGAUGGUAUUGAGCACCUAAGGACAUACCUUAAUCUUCCUUCGGAAAUCGUCCCCGCAACCUUGAAGAAGUCCGCACGCCCUCCAAGCAGACCCAUGGGAGGUGCUGGAGGUGAUAGACCUCCCCGUGGUCCCCCAAGAGAAGGAGAGAGGCCACGAUUCGGUGGUGACAGGGAAGGUUACCGAAGCAGCGGUGGCCGUGGAGGUGGUUUCGGAGGAGAGAAAGGUGGAGCCCCCGGAGAGUACCGGCCUGAGUUCCGUGGUGGACGCGGUGGUGGUUUUGGCCGUGGAGGUGGUUCACCCAGCGCUAUCACCGAGUAGAGCCUUCUUCUGAAUAUGUUAUUUACAAUUCUCCAAUAUGGAAUUUGAGGGAGCUACAGGACAGCAUUAGCUCUGCUAUGUCUCAGGCCUUAGGUGUGAGUUAGAAAUUCUAACUUACAGUGCUGCGUAAUUCCAAUGAUCGCAAUGAGCUUUACUGGAGAAGCACUUACUUACUCGCAUCUUUGUCGUUGACCAAAUUUGGAGAGCACAAUGGAGUCUUUUGGUUGAAGCCGUCUGGAAAGGCCUGAAUUGGGCCCACCCACUCUUCUUGAUUUGUGUAAUGGGCACUCCGUUACGUGCUUUCAAUUGUUUUUGUAAUUGGUCCA